Molecule: messenger RNA, 846 nt
Organism: Psilocybe cubensis
Lineage: Eukaryota; Fungi; Basidiomycota; Agaricomycetes; Agaricales; Agrocybaceae
Product: Extracellular metalloprotease
Exons: 7
Coding region: 1-846 (281 amino acids)
Molecular function (GO): metallopeptidase activity
Source: RefSeq, a predicted model, not a curated record
AUGAGAUUUUUUUUUCUUUCACUGCUGCUGGCAUCAGCUGUUCGAGCGGGAUUGGCACAAAACUACACUAACUAUAAUCCAUGUGGCACGAUAGUAACGGAAACCGACAUAUCUAACGCGGAAGUGGCACUGUCGAGGCUGAACAAAUUUCCACGCCAAAGUACAGAUACAGAGUACACCUUUGAUGUCCAUUUUCAUAUCAUUGCAGCAAACAUGACAGAAAGAGGCGGUUGGGUACCACAAAAACAAAUUGACAAUCAAAUGACGUUUCUCAACGAUCGCUAUGAGGGAACUGGAAUCCGUUUUCAGAUGGUCGGUGUUACUCGUGUAUUGAACCGGCAUUGGUUUGAGACCGUCGACAUUGGUCUAGAAGAAACUGCUCAUAUGCAUAGGGUAUUUCGUCGAGGACGUUCAACAGUUCUUAAUGUGUACACAGUCGGAUUCUAUGGCGCUGGAUUGAAUGGAUACGCGACACUACCGGUAAACUAUCGCUUUUAUCCAAAGGAGGACGGCGUUGUGCUCCUCUAUGCUACCCUUCCAGGCGGCGCUAGCCGUGAACGACAGGGAGGAACUCUUGUGCAUGAAGUUGGACAUUGGCUUGGCCUCAGACACACCUUCCAGGGCGGUUGCACAGGAGACGGGGAUGGAGUAGACGAUACACCGGCACAAGCAGAGCCGCAUUUCGGAUGCCCACGAGGCGUGGAUUCGUGCCCUGGAGGUGGCGAGGAUCCCAUACAUAAUUAUAUGGGUUACACCAGUGAAGCAUGCCGUACGGAGUUCACGGCGGGACAGAUAUCUUUGAUGCACAAAGCUAUUGAGGUCUGGCGCAGAGACCCAUCUAUAUGA